This is a messenger RNA of Candoia aspera, 4487 nucleotides long. It is a transcript of the gene RAB38, whose product is annotated as RAB38, member RAS oncogene family. Gene Ontology annotation, cellular component: lysosome; late endosome; Golgi apparatus. The transcript has 3 exons. The record is from RefSeq and is a predicted model, not a curated record. NCBI's taxonomy places the organism in Eukaryota, Metazoa, Chordata, Lepidosauria, Squamata, Candoiidae. Gene Ontology annotation, biological process: endosome to lysosome transport; phagosome-lysosome fusion. Gene Ontology annotation, molecular function: GTPase activity; GTP binding. The coding region runs from base 1452 to 2096 and encodes 214 amino acids.
AACUCUCUGGGAAAAGCAUGACUGGCAGAAGUUUCUGUCCUGCAAAACAAGCCUCCAGACUCCUGGGAUUUUCCCCUUUUUUUUCUUAAGAUGCUGUGAUAGUUUGCCAUCAUUCCUCCCCACUCCUCCUCGGUCACUUACGGGAGCAGUCUUGCUGUUCCCCUUGCAUGCUGAUCGGGUUUCCCCCUGGCUAUAAAAAGGAAACGUGGCAGAGGACCAUCAGGGCAAGGAUGGAGCAACAGCUGACAGAUACCCUUUGUGCAUUCCCAUCCCAAAGAAGAUGCUGGCCUGCUCCAUUGUAAAUUGUAAAUUUACAGUGCAAAGCAAUGGGGCCAGAACAUACCAUCUGCUAGAGCAGCCUUUCUCAACCUUUUCACCCUGGAGGAACCCUUGAAAUAUUCUUCAGGCCUCGGGGAACCCCUACACAUUCAGGCUGAAAUAGAGGCCAGUUACAAAAUUAUUCUAUUAUUUUCAUUGGUAGGCCUGUCUAUAUGCAUUAACAGGGUUCUGAAACUGAAAAUAAAGAAUGAAAUGUACCUCCGUAAUGUGAAGUUGCCUGAAUUUGAAAUAAUUUUUUAAAUAAAUCAUCUCCCAGGGGACCCCUAGUGACCUCUCACGGAACCCGUGGAUGCCACGGAACCCUGGUUGAGCGACCCUGCCCUAGAGGGCAGCAGCAAUGGAAAGUGCAACACCAGUUUCCAGAAGAGUCAGCCUGGAAUAUUCAGAUGUCAAAUCACACCGGGUGUACCUAAAGAAUACAUUUUGUGUUAUCAUUUGCACUUAAAUACAUGAUGUCCCAAAGAGCACGGCUGGUCAGCCGUUUAAUCCUUCUCUAAUAGAAGAACGAGGGAGGCCAAACCCAGAAUCGGUUCUUCAAAAUGCAGGAACCUAUAGCGAUCCCAUGGAAGCCAACGGGAUCAUUCUGGGGGAAAGAAACGGCCUCCGAGCUGGAUUCCUUCAGACUAGUCUUGCAGGAGACUAUUCACGCCUGCAAAGAUCGGAAACUAGCUCUUCCCUCUUGUAAAGUGCCCCGAAGACCCAGAAAGUACCCCUGAACUGAAGUGAAGUGAAUUGAGCCGAACUGUCCUCGGGGGCGGGCGGGGGAAACCCGGCCCGUGUAAUGCAUCAUCCAUUUCCGAGUAAACUUCAGGAAAGGGUGCAAAAGAGUCCGGCCGGCCGGGUCUCCUCGGAAGGAAGGAAGCCCCCUCGUCUGGACUCAGUCGGAAGCGUGAAAUGUGAUCUCCGAGAGCGGCCGGAGAGGCGGGGAUUCCUUCGCGGCUCAAACGCGGCGCCAGACCCCGGAAGAGAGCGCGCGCGCCCGGCCGCCCGGCCGCCUUCCUUCUGCUUCGGGUCUCUCCGCUUUCGCCGCUGCUCCCUUCGGCGCCUUUCCCUUCCCCACCGCCGCGCAAUCAGCCCCGCCAGCGGGCAGCGCAGCAACGGCGUCGGCGAAGAUGCGCAAGCAGCCGCCGGGCCAGCACGAACAUCUCUACAAGCUGCUGGUGAUCGGCGACCUGGGCGUGGGCAAGACCAGCAUUAUCAAGCGCUACGUCCACCACAAUUUCUCCCCGCACUACCGGGCCACCAUCGGCGUGGACUUCGCCCUCAAGGUGCUCAGCUGGGACUCCGAAACGGUGGUGCGGCUCCAGCUGUGGGAUAUCGCCGGUCAAGAAAGGUUUGGGAACAUGACCCGGGUCUACUACCGAGAAGCUGUGGGAGCUUUUAUCGUCUUUGAUGUUACGAGGCCAGCCACUUUUGAAGCAGUAACCAAAUGGAAGGAGGAUUUGGACACUAAACUGACUCUUCCUAAUGGCAAGCUGGUGCCAACUGUCCUGUUAGCAAACAAAUGCGAUCAAGGCCAAGAGUUACUGGUGAAUAAUGGCCUCAAGAUGGAGCAGUUCUGCGAGGACAAUGGCUUUGUGGGGUGGUUCGAGACAUCAGCUAAGGAAAACAAAAACAUUGAUGAAGCUGCUCGGUGCUUGGUGAAACACAUAAUCGCUGGUGGGAGUGAACCAGUGCAGCCUAUCAAGCCAGAUGUCAUUAAGCCACACCUGAAUUCCUCCAAACCCAUUCGCUGUUCAGCUUGCUUCAGAUCCUAAGCAAUUCCCAAGCUGUUUGUGGACACUGGAACUGAGCAAAUAGUAACUCAUGAAUAACUCAUGAAGCAGGAUCUCUCCAAUGCAAGGCAGCUGGGCUUGCAUUGCUCUUGAGCAAACAGAAAACAAAACGGAAACAAGAUUAGAAAAUGUGUAUCCUUCCUCACACAUAUGGCCGGGAAGGGAAAAAAAAACCCUAAAUAUGUAAAACAAAUAUUGUUAUUAUUCUUUGGAUACUUUGUAGAGAGUCUUCUGCAGAUAGGAGAUAUUAUCUGGGCAAUUUAGGUUAAUUAUACUUGCUCAGCCAAAGUGCUUUCUUUUGGAAGACCAAGAUGUCCAAGCAUAUUGUUUGUCACUUUUCUUGUGUGAAUUACUCUCUUGAAGAAGGCUACAUUUUGGUUCCUGGAGAUUUUCUCCUCAUGCAUCCCAAGCACAUAGCUGCAUGCAAAAGUGUAGGCACCUUGUUUAAUGGUGUGUUUCCCUGAAUCCCUAAGUGAACAGAAGCUGACAUAACUACGACAUGGUACAAAGUUAAACCUGACAUCUUUCUGCAAAUCUGAAUACAUACUUACUCUGUAUGUGCAGUUUUUCACAGAUUUAGAACAAGAAAAUAGUGAAUACAGAAGUUUGGACAUCCUUUCAGUCAAUACUUGAUCAUAACUCUUUCACAGAAAUGACAGCCUCCAAAGAUUUCCUGUAGCCAAUUUAGAGUCAUUUUAGCCUUGCUUUUGAAAUGCUUUCCCAUUUGUCCUUGCAGAACUCUUUUAGGUCAAAAAUAUCCGUAGGUCUCCUUGAAUGCACAUUAUGUUUGAGAUCUGUUCACAGAUUUCAAGAACAUUCAAGUAAGGGAACUGUGAAGGCCAUUGAAAACGUUCUUCUGUCUUUUCUGUAAUUACCUCAUGUUUGAUUUUAAGGUAUGUUUCAGAUCAUUGUCUUGCUAAAGUAUCCAACCAUUUUUUUUUCAUUUUCAUUUUGGUUCAGUGACUGUGGGACAUUAGCUUCUAGGAUAGAUUGAUACUGAGUUGAAUCCCUUCUUUACAUUUGCACAGCAUUUCCUGUGCCGUAUAACCCCAGAGCAUACUAGGACCACUUCCAUGCCUAACGGUUGGCAAGAUGUUCUUCUAUUUAAAUACUUCACCCUUUUUCCAACUGUAUUGCAUGGUUGUAACCAUUCAACUUCCAUUUCAUCAGUUCAUUCCAAAAGUUUCAGACUUUAUCAAGGUUUUAUUCUGAUACUUCAGACAAUAUCUUUUGUGAUGAGCUUGGAGAAAAUGUUUCUUUUGACAAUUCUCCUAUAUAAAUAAUUGCUGUAGAAACAAUGCUGUACUGUGGACCUGUCAAUAACUAUUUCAGUGUCAGCUAAACUUUUCAGCAGAUCCUUUGCAGUGGUCUAGGGAUCCUGUUUUACAAAUCUGAUCAGUUUGGGUGGAGCUGUAGCAGAGAUUUUUCUUGGUGUUCCAGAUCUUGCCUUGAUUUCAACAGUUCUUUUAACUUCCAUUUCCUAAUAGUGUUUCUUACAGUUGUUGGCUGGAAGCAUUUAGAGAUUUUUUAAUAGCUUUUCCAUGCUGUAAGAAUGAAUUAUAUUCAUUUUCAGAUGCUGAGACAGCUGCUUAGAAAAGCCUAUGACUGCUGAAAGUAGAUAGAACAAUAUUCAAACUCUGAAAAGUCAGAAGGUUCAGUAUUUCUUCACCUGUGGAAUUGUCUUCACCUGGCUAAUUGUAGGCUUAUUAAGUCUUUGGGGGCCUUAUUAGCAACUUUAGAAUUUUUAGAAAGUACUGACAUAACUAGAAGGAUGUCCAAAUCCCUUUGUUGUUGUUGUUUAUUCGUUUAGUCGCUUCCGACUCUUCGUGACUUCAUGGACCAGCCCACGCCAGAGCUUCCUGUCGGUCGUCAACACCCCCAGCUCUCCCAGGGACGGGUCCGUCACCUCUAGAAUAUCAUCCAUCCAUCUUGCCCUUGGUCGGCUCCUCUUCCUUUUGUCCUCCACUCUCCCUAGCAUCAGCAUCUUCUCCAGGGUGUCCUGUCUUCUCAUUAUGUGGCCAAAGUAUUUCAGUUUUGCCUUGAAUAUUAUUCCCUCAAGUGAGCAGUCUGGCUUUAUUUCCUGGAGGAUGGACUGGUUUGAUCUUCUUGCAGUCCAAGGCACUCUCAGAAUUUUCCUCCAACACCACAGUUCAAAAGCAUCGAUCUUCCUUCGCUCAGCCUUCCUUAUGGUCCAGCUCUCGCAGCCAUAUGUUACUACGGGGAACACCAUUGCUUUAACUAUGCGGGCCUUUGUUGUCAGUGUGAUGUCUCUGCUCUUAACUAUUUUAUCGAGAUUUGUCAUUUGCUCUUCUUCCAAGGAUUAAGCGUCUUCUGAUUUCCUGACUGCAGUCAGCAUCUGCAGUAAUCUUUGCA